AUGAAGUCGGUGACGAGACGACACAGAGAAUUCAUUCCAGAUCAUAAGAAGGAUAAAGAAUAUUGGAUGAAGCGCCAGAAGAAUAAUGCGGCCGCCAAAAAAUCGCGCGAAAAACGCCGCCUUAAUGACGUGGUACUGACAAAUCAGAUCGUCCAACUCACAAACGAGAACAAGCGCCUCAAAGUCGAAUUGCAAGCCAUCAAACAACGAUUUGGCCUUUCCAUUUCAUCGCCUUAC
Helobdella robusta is the source of this 237-nucleotide messenger RNA. RefSeq lists its product as hypothetical. Gene Ontology annotation, biological process: circadian rhythm; regulation of DNA-templated transcription. The record is from RefSeq and is a predicted model, not a curated record. The transcript has a single exon. Gene Ontology annotation, molecular function: DNA binding; DNA-binding transcription factor activity. The annotation marks the transcript as partial. Gene Ontology annotation, cellular component: nucleus. NCBI's taxonomy places the organism in Eukaryota, Metazoa, Annelida, Clitellata, Rhynchobdellida, Glossiphoniidae.